This is a messenger RNA of Lasiodiplodia theobromae, 2934 nucleotides long. RefSeq lists its product as uncharacterized. The transcript has a single exon. The record is from RefSeq and is a predicted model, not a curated record. Bases 1 to 2934 code for a protein of 977 amino acids. Lineage: Eukaryota; Fungi; Ascomycota; Dothideomycetes; Botryosphaeriales; Botryosphaeriaceae.
AUGGAUCCCCUAACGGCUUUGGGCCUCGCGGCAAACAUUGCCCAGUUCGUAGAGUAUGGCAUAAAACUCACAUCCACGAUAUCAGAGCUCUACCACUCGCCGGACGGCACCACGAAAGAGAACACGAGCCUCGAAAUCAUCGUAGCCGAUAUGCAGAAUUUAGCCGGCGCAUUGGUUGAUGAGAACUCUAAGGGCCAAGGACCGCUCACGAUCCUGGCUGAGAACUGCUAUAACAUCUCGGUAGAUCUUCAGAGGAUAUUUACGGAUUUGAAAAUCCCGCAAGACACCAAUCACCCGAAGUGGCAGGCUUUCCGCCAAACGAUCCGAGCUCAAGGAAAGGCAAACGAGAUUGAGAAACUUUAUCAUAGACUUGAGAAAAAUCGGAGCCAGUUGGCUACACAUAUGAUAUUUCUACUCAGGUGCAACUACCCCGUCUUGGUACCGCUGCAAUCUAUGCUAAUAACAGACAGUGAUAAACAAUCCAAAGCACUCAGAACCCUCAACUCAGUGGCCAAGGAUACUAGGGACCUCACAACAGCCCAGGAUAACACAGCAAAAGGCCUGGAGUCGCUUAAGGUGGAAGUUCUCCAGCUUGCAAAGAACAUCAGCAAAGAAAAGAGUCUCACCAUACAGACUAAAGGUGAAGUCUUGAGCUUAAGGAACAAACUUUUGGACCUUCUGAAUCAGAACGCCAGAUCACAGAGGAAGAAUCGAAUCAUGAGGAGCUUGGAAUUCGAGCAAAUGCGCUCAAGAAAGACACAAAUAAAAGGAUAUUUCCCAAGGACAUUUGAUUGGGCCCACCAUGACUCAGAAGAGGUUGACCAGAAUGCCGACCGCAUCAGAACUAACUUCCGGCACUGGCUGAGCUGCGAGGAUGGAGUUUUCUGGGUUGCAGGGAAGGCUGGCUCCGGAAAAUCGACAUUCAUGAAGUUUCUUGGAGAAGACGGGAAAGAGGAAACCGAAAAGGCUCUGCAUGAAUGGGGUGGUUCCACGCGAGUCGUCUCCGCUUAUUAUUUCUUCUGGGUCGGCGGGACAGAACUUCAAAGAAGUCGCGAAGGGAUGCUUCGAUCGCUGUUGUUCGACAUACUUAAACAAGCGCCAGCUCUGAUCCCCACUGCCUUCCCUUCUCUAUGGGAUGAGGACAACUUUGAUGAACUCCUUUUUGGGGAGAUGUUCGAUGUUGAUGAACUCUUGCAAGCGUUUAAGAGGCUUGCGGAUCAGGAAACCGAAACGGUCAAGAUUUGCCUUUUCGUGGAUGGCUUGGACGAGUUUGAUGCGAGUGAUCCGUCUGUAAGACUUGAGAAUCUUCUUGAGUUGAUCGAUGAGCUCAGUGCAUCGCCCAGAAUCAAGCUGUGCAUCUCCAGCCGCACAUGGAACGAAUUCGAAGAGCAUUUCAAACUCAGUCAAUGGAAAUUCUAUCUUCACGACUUGACAAAAACGGACAUCGAAAGACUCAUCAAUAAGAGAAUGAGUGCGAACGCAAAAUUCCAAGACUUACGGAGGAAGAAUCCCGCAGGAUGUGAGAGGCUGUUCUCAGAAAUUGCGGAACGAGCCAAGGGGGUGAUUCUUUGGGUUGUGCUCGUCAUUGAUCAACUCCUUUCUGAGGCUCGUAUCAAUGGCACGAUGGACGAUUUGUAUGAAGAGUUGGUCCAAUUUCCUCCAGAACUGAAGGAUUACUUCAAGCUCAUGUGGGGGAGAAUCAAACACAAGAACAAAGCAGCGCGAGUACUGCGGGUCACAUCUGAAGCCGUGGAGCCGCUGUCACUGCUGGCUUUGCAUUUUCUUGAGCAAGGAUGGCGUGACUCGGACUUUGUUGAAGACCCGGAAUUCCCAACUAUCACCGAUUCGGAGCUGGAGGAGAUUCAUGGGCGGAUGACGAUACGGCUGGAGAAGUACGCGAAGGACCUUUUGCAGGUACAACCAGUUAACCCCGACGGCGACUCAUUCCUCAAGCAUAGAGUGGACUUCCUUCAUCGCACCGUGGUAGACUUUCUCAGGUCUGAAGACAUGGCCGAGGAAAUCAAAGACCUGAGCAUACAGGAUGAGCCGACUUUCGAACCUGUUGUUGCACUCUGCAAAAUCUCACUCGCUUUAGUAAAGUCGCUUCAGCUACCUCAGGGGCUCGGCCAUGAAUGCAACUCCAAAAGGUUGAACAGCUUCUUUGCUCUUGUCGACCAAGUGAUGUUCUACGCUGGUGCGGCUGAGCAGCUCAGACCCCCGCAGCCACAGACAAACAUCUUAGACGAGUUAGACCGCUUCAACAUUGCGCAGACAAAGGACUUGAGCGUUCACUGGACGAACCGGCGGGAGUCAGCGAAAGGGCUGCUGCAAGAAUAUGGAGGCAAUUCCUUCCUUGCCCUUGCCAUCCAAAUGAACCUUCGUCUUUAUGUUGCAAGCAAGCUCGACAAGGACCCGAAUCUUGUCAGUGUCAAGAAGAAUCGACCAUUGCUGGACUACGCUCUGCGUCCAAAUAUCAUCACUCCGCUUUUAGGAAAUCGCCUGCGACUUCUCGACAAGGAUCAACCGAUAGACACAAAAAUGGUCUGGCUUCUCCUGAGUAAAGGUGGGGACCCUAAUCAAGAGAUCCACAUCUAUGACUACCAAACGCCAUGGAGCUUGUUUCUCACAAAGUGCUACGAGAAGCACGCCGCGAUCAAGAAACGAAAGCUUGAACGCAGUGCGUGGUGCCAUGCACUUGCGCUGCUUAUAGAGAAUGGGGCAGAUGUUGACCGGAAAUGCAUCACAUAUGUCGUUCAAAGCGAGGGGCAGAGGGCAAAGGAAACAAAGAUGAGGGUCGAUGAAGUGAUUGUUCAUGCAUUCGCUGCUGAUGAGGUUGCGAAUUUGCAAAGCCUGGUCGAUACGAAACGGAAGGAAAGGGAGACGGCAAAGCGACAGUGGUCGGUGUCUUGGGUAGUGGAAAGGCUUUUUGGCUGA